GUGCCUGGCGGCGCUCCCUCCCGGGGCGUCCCGCCUUUGGCGGCGCUCCCGGGCCCAUGGCGCUGCCCUCGGUGCACAGGUGCCUCCAACUCAGUGAUGAAAACGAACAGUUACUCAAGAAGUUGAAAAAACUACGUAUUAAAAAUAAAGAGCUAGAAAAGAAUCUGGCUCAGUUCCAAGAGAAACUGCGUAUGCAGCAGUUAAUACACGGCUAUGUCACAAGCAGAGAUGUUCAAGUUCAAACAGAACCCCUCUUAUGGCAUAAGAGCGGACAGAAGGAUCUCGGUCUAGAGAGUGAAAGUGUCAGACUACUUCAGAUGUAUAAUAACCUGCAGAGACGUUACAUUAAAGAAAUCAAAACAAACCAGGAGCAAAAUGAAACAAUUAAAAAUCUCACUAUUAAAAUUCAUGAGCUAGAGCAUAAUCUUCGAGAGCAGAGACAAAGAACGGAGCAGCUGGAAUGUAAAAAGGUUUCUAAGAAGGCUAGAGCUGUUUCUGAAAAAAGAAGUCAAACCCCAGAGGGAGAAGCAACAUCUUGCAGACACAUAUAUAAAAAGAAGGAAUCCUGUUGCAGUACGUAUUUAGAGCUAUUGUUGAAGGAGAUUAAAAAGCUGAAGAAAGAAAAUGAAAAGUUGUCUGCAGAAAGGCGAGCACUAAGAAAUGAAUUAGCUGGAUUAGACAAGGAUUUUUUUGAAGAAAUAGAAGAUCUAAAGCAUGCAGUACAGGAAUCUGUGAAACUGAAUAAUCAGUAUGAGAAGUGCUUGAAACAAAUAAGUGCAAUUUAUGGACUUCCUUUAACAGCACCUUUGUGACUAUUAAUUUAAUGGCAAGUAAAUGUUCCGCAUAAUUUUUCAUACUCACUGCAGCAUUGAAACCUCAUCUGGUGUAUGUAGUGCCACUUUUUGAUAAUGUUAUGUGUUCAGGAAUAUGAUUUCAAUAUAACAAGCUAUUCUGAAAGGUUUUUGUAUUGUAUCUUUGAUUUUUGUUUAUAUAGUUUAAAAAUAAACAGUGGCAUGUCUAACUUCUAAGUUUCAAAAAUCCCCUUUUUCUUUCUCUCUUUUUAAAUAUAUACCUUGCAGAGGUGAUUCUGGGCUCUGUGGGGAAAAUGAAAACAU
This is a messenger RNA of Struthio camelus australis, 1115 nucleotides long. RefSeq names its product centrosomal protein of 290 kDa. NCBI's taxonomy places the organism in Eukaryota, Metazoa, Chordata, Aves, Struthioniformes, Struthionidae. The record is from RefSeq and is a predicted model, not a curated record.